AUGACAGCUGCGACGCCAGAAAAAGCACCCGUCGAACAGGUCGUCGGGGUCGACGCCCUCGCCGUCGCGCCCCUCGACCACGCCGAGGACGGCACCGCCAACAAAAAAGUCACCCUCGUGCAGGGCUCCGAACGAUGGGCGCAGGCCGCCGCCGCCGCGCCGCCCUCGGCGCUCUCCAAGAACAUGCUCUUCGUGUACCUCAUGUGCGUCGCGCCCUUUCUCUGCGGCAGCAUGUCCGGCUACGACAGCUCCAUCAUGGGCAGCUUCCUGGUCGAGGACUCCUUCCAAAAGAUGUUUGGCGCGGGCGUCAACGGCUUCGCGGCGGGCUACAUCACCGCCGUGUACCAGAUUGCCGGCAUCGCCGCCAUCCCCUUUAUCAGCCUGUGCAGCGACCGGCCCGGCCGCCGCUUCGGCAUCUUCAUCGGCUGCGUGCUGUCAGUCAUUGGUGCGGCGAUCCAGGGCACCUCGGCGGCGACGGGGUCGCUCGGGCAGUUCCUCGCGGGGCGCUUCCUGCUCGGCUUCGGCGCGGUGAUUGCGCAGGCGGCGUCGACGACGUACACGGUCGAGAUUGCGCACCCGGCGUUCCGCGGCCUGCUGGCGGGCGGCCAGAGCAGCAUGCUCAACUUUGGAGGGCUGCUCGCGGCGGCCGUGUCGCUGGCCACGGUCAACAUGCCCGGCAACAGCAACUGGACCAUCCCGACGUGGACGCAAAUCAUCUGCCCCGGCGUGGCGGCCGUGCUGGUGUACUUCCUGCCCGAGUCGCCGCGCUGGCUGUACACGCACGGGAAGCGCGACCAGGCCGUCGCCUUCAUGGCCAGGUACCACGGUGACGGCGACGCCGAGAACCCGUGGGUGCGGCUGCAGCUCGUCGAGUUCGAGGAGCAGCUGGCGCUGGCGGGCCGCGAGUCGUGGUACGACUACCGCGCGCUGUUCGCGACGCGCGCGCGCCGGUACCGCCUGGGCAACAGCCUGAUGAUUGGCGUCUGGGGCGCGCUGUCCAACGGCGGCAUCUCGUACUUUAUCGGCGCCUUCUUCAGCAGCGCGGGCAUCACGGACCCGACGCGCGUGCUGACGCUCAACGUCUGGCAGAACUUUAUGAGCACCAUGGCCAGCUUCAUCGGCUCGCCGCUGAGCGACUUUCUCGGGCGCCGCCGGCUGCUGCUGCCGACGCUCUUCGGCAUGGGUCUGUCUUGGGCGGCCAUGGCGGCGGGCACGUCGGUCGUCGAGGGCGACGCGACCAACGUGGCGGCGGCCAAGGCGGGCAUCGCCUUCUACUUCAUCUUCUCCUUCAUCUACUGCAUCGGUAUCACGCCGCUGCAGGGCGUGUACGCGGUCGAGGUGUUUGCGUACGAGCAGCGCGCCAAGGGCGUCGCGUUCCAGAACCUGGGCGUCAACGCGGCGGGCCUGAUCAACCAGUUUGCGACGCCGGUGGCGCUGCAGAAGAUUGGGUACAAGACAUAUGUCAUCUUCAGCGCGUGGAACUUUGUGGAGCUGGCGAUUUCGUACUUUUACAGCGUCGAGACCAAGGGGUACACCCUCGAGGAGCUGGACGACAUCUUUGAGAGCCCGAACCCGCGAAAGGCGUCGACGCAGAAGCGGCGGGUUGUCACGAUGGUGGAGUAG
Akanthomyces muscarius is the source of this 1623-nucleotide messenger RNA. RefSeq lists its product as uncharacterized. Gene Ontology annotation, biological process: carbohydrate transport; transmembrane transport. Gene Ontology annotation, cellular component: membrane. Lineage: Eukaryota; Fungi; Ascomycota; Sordariomycetes; Hypocreales; Cordycipitaceae. The record is from RefSeq and is a predicted model, not a curated record. Gene Ontology annotation, molecular function: carbohydrate:proton symporter activity. The coding region runs from base 1 to 1623 and encodes 540 amino acids. The transcript has a single exon.